AUGUCUUUCCAUCCCGAUAACCUCCCCAGCCUCAACGGAAAGGUCUUUAUCGUUACUGGUGGCAACGCUGGAAUGGGCUAUUACACUGUCCUCCACCUCGCAGCUCAUGGUGCCCACGUCUACAUGUGCUGUCGCUCACUAGAAAAAGGCACCGCAGCGAUCGCAGAAAUCAAAAAGGAACAUCCAUCAGCCAACAUCGACCUUUUGCAAAUGGAUCUUAUGGAUUUCUCCAGCACUGUCGCAGCUGCCAAGCACUUUCUCACUCUCGAAACAUCUCUUCACGGUCUGAUCAACAAUGCCGGCAUCAUGGCUACACCCUUUGACAUGACAAAGGAUGGCCACGAAGCUCAGUGGCAGACCAACUAUCUUUCACACUGGGUCUUUACAGAGCACUUGAUUCCUGUCAUGCAAAAUACCGCCAAGACUCUGCCUCCUGGUAGUGUGAGAAUCGUCAACCUCACUUCUUCAGGACACUUGGGUGCACCCAAGACAGGUAUCAACUUUGAUGACCUCACGCUUAAGGACCAAGGUGUGUGGGAGCGCUACGGCCAAGGCAAACUUGCCAACAUUCUUCACACAAAGAGCCUUCACAACAAGUACGGACCUGGCUCUGAGAACAAAGAUGGCGAGAUCUGGGUGACGGCAGUUCAUCCCGGUCUCGUCGAGACGAACCUCGCCACAACAGUCGACCCUACAGAAAAGGGCAUGCUGACUCUUGUCUCUGCUCUGCGUUGCUUUAGAAUGCUCUGGUCUGCUGAUAAGGGCUCGUGGAACAGUCUUUACUGUGCGGCUAGCCAGGAUAUGAAGGCUGAGCAGAGUGGACAGUAUAUGGAGAUCUUUCAUCGGUUUGGUGAGCCUUGGUGGGCGAGCAGUGCUGCUAAGGAUGAGAAGCUUGCUAAGAAGCUUGAUGUCUGGACGAGGGAGACUAUGAGCAAGGAAGGAUGGGUUCAGUAA
Molecule: messenger RNA, 954 nt
Organism: Fusarium pseudograminearum CS3096
Lineage: Eukaryota; Fungi; Ascomycota; Sordariomycetes; Hypocreales; Nectriaceae
Exons: 2
Coding region: 1-954 (317 amino acids)
Source: RefSeq, a predicted model, not a curated record